CUUUUGCGGCUGGCCUAGCGGUAAGCCGUCAUUCUUGACCGUCGACGCUUAGCUUGUGAGUGAUAUCUAAGGCGCCUUUCGAGCCCCGAGAAGCUUCCUGUCAUGCAUUAUGUAGACUCUCAAGGUAAAUCGUGGUGGAACGCCACAACCACAACAUUUCAUACUCACAAUCUCUUCUUUUCCGUUUCCUCAUCUCAGAAGCCAAGAUGCCUUCUGCAGUCCCUACCCGCAAAGAUAGAAUCACAAAAUUCACAAACUGCAGACUGGUGAUCGGGAAUGAGUUGGUGGAGCAAGAUCUGUGGGUGAGCUCGGCGACUGGCAAGAUUGUGCGGAGUCAACAGGUGUUCUAUGGCGAGAACGUGGUGCCAGACAUCACGAUCGAUUUGAGAGGGAAGAUCGUCGCGCCGGGCUUGAUUGAUGUCCAGCUCAAUGGAGCGUUUGGGUUCAAUUUCAGCCAGAUACCGGAGGAUCCGUCCACGUAUGGGAAGACGCUGAGGCAGGUGAACAAGCGUUUGAUACAGACCGGAGUCACGUCCUACCUGCCAACACUCACGUCGGAAAAGAUUGAAGUAUAUCAUCAGGCACUCCCCUUCCUGGGUCCCUCGGGCACACACCGCAUCGCAGAAGACGGAUCCGAAUCCCUCGGCGCUCACGUCGAAGGGCCUUUCAUCAACCCCACCAAAAACGGAAUCCACAAAGUAGGCAACAUCAUCCCCGCCCACAGCAUUACCGACCUAGAAACCUGCUACCUCUCCUCCCACCUAAACCCCACCCUCGACCCCCUCACUGGUACCCUUCGUCCCCCCAUCAUCAAGAAAAUCACUGCCGCGCCAGAAGUCGCAAACAUGAUGAGCCUGAUCCCAGAGAUCACAUCUAGAGGAAUAAUCUACUCUAUUGGACACACAGAAGCCACCUACGAAGAAGCCUCUCUCGCCGUCGCCUCGGGCGCAACCAUGAUAACGCACCUCUUCAACGCCAUGCGUCCCCUGCACCACCGCAACCCCGGCGUCUUCGGCGUCCUGGGGCUCGCUGAGUCUCUUCCCCGUCCCUAUUUCGGGAUCAUAGCAGACGGCAUCCAUCUCCACCCCACCAGUAUAAAAAUCGCGUUCAACGCGCACCCUGAAGGUUUCAUACUGGUGACUGAUGCGAUGCAUCUCGUUGGGCUGGAGGAUGGGGUGUAUGAGUGGACGAACGGGGAGAGAAUCAUCAAGGUUGGGGCGAAAUUGAUUUUAGAAGGCACGGUGGAUAAGAUUGCUGGGAGCAGUAUCACUUUGAUUGAGUGUGUGACGAACUUUUUGAAUUGGGGAGGCGUCAGUAUCCCAGCUGCGUUGAAGGCGGUUACGAGUACGCCGGCUGCGAUGCUCGGCAUGUCGGCGGUGAAGGGCAAUUUGGUCAGUGAUGCGGAUGCGGAUUUGGUUGUUAUUGAGGAGGAGCAUGAUGCAAAUGGAUGGCGGAAUCUGAGGAUUGAUCAAGUGUGGAAGUUUGGGACGAAGGUGUGGGAUAGGGAAUUGUAGAUGAGAAGAGAGAACCUUCAGAGGUCGAUUGCAGAUGCAUGUAUCAGGCGUUCAGUGUUUACCUUCAAGAGAUUUUCGGGAUCAAGAUUGUGCAUCUUUGACCCACAGUGGAAGUUAGAAAGAUUUCCCCGUACAUAAGCACCAAAUAAAGCCAAUGACAAUGUGUAUAUAUUCCUGGGUUGCAGGUGUCAUUGUGUCCCUGCCCCUUCCCAUCAUCACGUGCUUCACUCACAACCUUGAGCGAUUCUUCCUAGUCAUCUCAGACACUCCUCCUCCAAGC
This is a messenger RNA of Hyaloscypha bicolor E, 1794 nucleotides long. Its product is annotated as carbohydrate esterase family 9 protein. The coding region runs from base 207 to 1514 and encodes 435 amino acids. Gene Ontology annotation, molecular function: N-acetylglucosamine-6-phosphate deacetylase activity. The record is from RefSeq and is a predicted model, not a curated record. Gene Ontology annotation, biological process: N-acetylglucosamine catabolic process. NCBI's taxonomy places the organism in Eukaryota, Fungi, Ascomycota, Leotiomycetes, Helotiales, Hyaloscyphaceae. The transcript has 2 exons.